AUGGUCAAUGUGAAUGCCCCAUUUCCAUUCAACCUUCACAACCAGUUCCUUGGCGAUCCUCCAUCUCGCAGUGUUUCAGGUGGGACCCUGGACAGCAGUCGGCGGGCCUCGCGAUCUCCUGGCCGUGAUUCCCUACACAAAAGUUAUUCACGGACUUCGCUGCAGCAGGAUGCCGAAGGUUCAGCUUCCCAGAGCAAUGAUGCCGUGGAUGGAAGAGGCGAUCAGUGCAAGCCGAUAUUAAAUGUUCGCCUCGUGUCGACUCCUAUGAGCAACGGUGUAAACAGGACAAUUAAUGGCAUCUCUCGGGGGCGACCAGGGCGUGGGAUCGAACACGGACGACUGGAUGUUGUUGGUGCUAAACCCAUUUCUCGUCCUAACGAGAAUAAGGAAGAAAAUGUGGACGAAGACAAUGAUGUACUGACACCACGUCCACAGACGCACGUGUCAGGUGGGGAACCAGAUAAUUCAUCUGAUAGCGACCCCUCCGAGCCCUCGCGUGAUGAUAUCCAUACCGAGGAUUUCACCGUUCGUGACGCUGGAGCUAUAUCACGUUCCUGGGGGGACUGA
Molecule: messenger RNA, 567 nt
Organism: Suillus paluster
Lineage: Eukaryota; Fungi; Basidiomycota; Agaricomycetes; Boletales; Suillaceae
Exons: 2
Coding region: 1-567 (188 amino acids)
Source: RefSeq, a predicted model, not a curated record